AGCGCACUGGUUCUUCUCCAUCGCUCUCUCUCUCCCUGAAUCGCUUCGUUUUUCUUCCAUUGCUCUCUCUCUCUUUAUCUCUUUCUCUCUCCUCUGUCUAAUUCGACCCUUUUGAAACAAACCCUUUUGCUUGUUUAGAUCCAUUGCGUCUCAAUCUGUGUGAGAUUUCGCGUUAUUCAAAUCAUUUUCUCCCAUUCGAUUCACCGAUUUUGAAAACCUACAGCGGGCUCUGUUUUCGUUUUCUUCUCUUGCGAUUUGGCAGCGAUUGUCUGUCGAAUUCAAUCCUGCAAUCGCCGUUUCUGUGCGCAGGGAUUUGAUAUUGUUCAUCCGAUCAGUGUCCGGCGAUUUCGUUGACUUUUAUUGAGGAUUGUAGGACUUUCGAUUGAGAUUUCUGAGGCUGUUUUCGGUUUGGUUUGGGAAAUAGAAUGUUGGGUGCAGGGUUGCAGUUUGCCCGUGGUUGUGGAGACGAUAGGUUUUACAAUCCGACGAAGGCUCGUAGGGCGCAUCAGGGCCGCCAAAAUGACGAGCUCCGGAGAGCUCAGAGCGAUGUUUCUGCCGGCCAAUCCCCUGCGGUUAAACCGAGCACGGUGUCCGCCGUGAUUAGAGAAUCCGAAAAUGGGUCUGGGUGUGAAGAGCAAGAGCUCCCAAAAUCGAUUCCGGUGUCGGCUUUUGAGCCAGUGGUGUCGUCGCUGAGUAAUCUGGAGCGGUUCUUGCAGUCUAUCACGCCAUCUGUUCCUGCGCAGUACCUCUCAAAGACAACGAUGAGGGGGUGGAGGACUUGUGAUGUGGAAUUUCAACCAUACUUUGUUCUUGGUGAUUUGUGGGAGGCUUUUAAGGAAUGGAGUGCUUAUGGUGCAGGUGUGCCUCUUGUGUUAAACGACAGUGACAGUGUUGUCCAGUAUUAUGUACCAUAUCUAUCCGGUAUACAGAUAUAUGGUGAAUCCUUGAAGUCCUCUACAAAGUCAAGGCAACCAGGUGAGGACAGUGAUAGUGAUUUCAGAGAUUCAAGUAGUGAUGGUAGUAGUGAUUCAGAACCUGAACGGGCACUAAAAUACAUGGGGAAACCACUCAAUCAUCACCAUAUAUCGUUGGAGCUUCCUCGUAGAAUGGAAAGGAUAUCGUUGCGGGACCAGCUGAUUGGACUUCAAGAAGACUGUUCCAGUGAUGAGGCGGAAUCUUUUAAUUCUCAAGGCCAGCUGCUAUUUGAGCAUCUUGAACGUGACUUGCCUUAUAGUCGUGAACCUUUGGCAGAUAAGAUAUCAGAUCUUGCCUUUCAGUUCCCUGAGCUCAAAACGUUACGAAGUUGUGAUCUAUUGCCUUCCAGCUGGUUUUCUGUGGCAUGGUAUCCAAUUUAUAGGAUACCAACUGGACCAACAUUAAGGGAUCUAGAUGCCUGUUUCCUCACCUUUCAUUCUUUGUAUACGCCAAUUGGAGGGGCACGUAGUGUUCAAGGCCCUGUAGUAACAUAUCCUAGUGAGAUAGAUGGUAUCCCUAAGAUGCCCCUACCAGUUUUCGGUCUAGCUUCAUACAAGUUUAGAGGGUCUUUGUGGACUCCAAAUGGCGGAUUUGAGUGGCAAUUGGCAAACUCACUUUUGCAGUCUGCUGAGAAUUGGUUAAGACUGCUUCAAGUAAAUCACCCUGACUUCAUCUUCUUCAGCCGGCGGUGAAGUCCUUGCAACAUCUAUGAAGCCUAAAGGUGGGAAUGAGGAUAUCGUAGCUCGGUACCGUGUUGUAAUUUGCUCUUUUGGGGCGCUGUUCUACUUUCAGAAAAUUGAAAGGAAAAAGAGGGAAAAAAAGGAAAAAUGGGGAAAAAGUUUGUGAUAGGACGGGUGAGGUGGCGGAGGGCGACUUAAAACAAGACUCAAGCAGAAGUCAAAAGGGGAAAAAGCAAUAAAGGAAAGGCAAAAGAUACAGUUGGAGGAAGAAUGUCGAAGUUGUAGCCAAAACAGCCCAAAGUUGGUUCAACUUGCUGCUUCUGCUUGCAUUGCAGGUUUUAUCCUUUUUUAUCUUUUUCCUUUUAAUUAUUGAAAGUUCUUUUUAUAAAUUAUUUACUGUAGGUGAAAUGCAAGAAAAAAAAGAAAAACAGGCCCUUUUUUACUGUCCUGAUGAUGUUAGAAUGUAAACUAUGUGAGUGAGGGGAAUUUUGAUAGGAAGGUUAUGCUUAGGAGUAAGUUAUGGAUCCCCGCCAAAAAAAUAUAUAUAUUUGAAUGCGUGUUAUGCUCUGUAGUUGCUACGAAAACUGUAUAAUUCGUUACGAUGAGUGUCGUUAUCAAUGAACUGUCAUUCAAGCUCUAUCAUUCUGUUGCUUCUUUUAGUCUGAAUGGGGAGGGGUUGAAAUGUUUUGUGCAGAUUUGAUACAUUUUUUAGGUGUUUCAAACUACUUUGUAUCAAAUGACUGGUAGAUUGGAUCAUUAACAAGAUUACCUGCACCAUUCUUAAUA
Momordica charantia (bitter melon) is the source of this 2441-nucleotide messenger RNA. RefSeq lists its product as uncharacterized. Lineage: Eukaryota; Viridiplantae; Streptophyta; Magnoliopsida; Cucurbitales; Cucurbitaceae. The record is from RefSeq and is a predicted model, not a curated record.